AUGGAGCAAACCACCAGGGUUUUCCAAAAAACCUCCCGAGGUUCAGAAUUUGGCCGUCUGAGCUUGGCGGGAGAGUUCUUCCAUGGCGGUGGAUGGGUGGGGAAAAGGAUCGAAGAGAUUGAAGAGGAUGCUGGGCUCGAACUGGAGAGCCACGCAUGGACCCAUGGCCUCUCUGGGUAUGUGACCUAUCGAAACGAGGAUCAUACGAAGUUCCUCUGUCUCCUGGUGUCCUAUCCACUGCUGGGCUCCUGUUGCUUCACCGCUCGCUUCGGGGCGCACCUGCAGUUGAGGGAUCCUACAGAGCUGCUCCAGAAGGCACCCGAGUUACCGGAACCCAACCAGAUGCGGAAAGCAGAAGGAUGUGGCUGGGCGAGUCCGAAGGGUACCUGGGAACUGCUGGCGGUGGCCUCGCAGGACGUCAUCGUGCUGCGCUGUGUGCUGCUGCCAGAGGAUGCCAAAGGCCGACUGUCGCGGCAGUUCACCCAAAGGCUGCGGGAGGCCCCCUGGUGCCCUUCGGCGCAGCUCCGGACUUCGUUGCAGGAUGCGACAAGGCAUCUGUGCAUUGAAGUGUGCAACAGGUCCGGAGAGGACUUCGUUUUUGAGAACGAUUGGUUUAGAUAUGGCGGUUGGCUCGCAACUCCUGCAGACCGUUUGCCUGCUGGUGCGAGCACAACUUUGAAACUUUGUAAUACCGACUACUUAUAUGGCAUCAGCGGACUCUUCUGGUAUGUCAACGAGUCGUACAGCGUCUACCUGAGCGUGGUGUUUUCUCAUCCCAUAACUGGACAGGCUGCUUUCCGGGCCUUCUUAGGCGCAGCGCCACCCGAGCUACACCAGGAAUGGCUGCAGGCUCCACCCUUGGAUUUCGACUGUCCCUUGCUAAAGGUUCUAUCCUUGGACCCCCGGCUGUCACGGAUGGAGAUCACUUUGCCUGAGGUCUUGCCCAGGGUGACAGCCGUGACGGAGACGGCCAUGGUGCCCCGGCGCGAGGAAUUCCCAAUGGCCUUCCGUAGAUCUCUCAUCUUGGAGGCGCUGGAGAAGGAACCCUCGGAGCCUGAGGCUGAACCAGGUCUGUUAGAUGCGACAAGACCUCGAGAUGUGCUGGAAGGUCUAGGUUCAGGUCUCACCUGUGCGGGCGCCGGCUUCGCUGCUGGGGGUGCUGCGUUAGUGGCCAUGCCGGCCGUGGGGCUGUCCGAGGCCGGCGUCCCAGGCUUCCUCCUGGGCGUUUUGAAAGGCACCGGCUGCGCUCUGGGGCUGGCCUUGGGCGGCUCGGCGGCGGGCUGUGCUCAGCUGCUGCGGGGCGUGCUCAACACACCGGAGGCCCUGCGGCAGGAGGGCCGGAGGCGUUGGGACACGAAGACGGGGCACUGGGUGGACGACUUCGUGGACUUGGCCGAGGAGGAAUCCAAGGCGGCCGGUCUGUCGGAGGACAUUGAUUCGGAUGAGGACUCACCACUCUUCGGAGGAGCGCUGAAAAAAGAGGUGGUGGACAGUUCCUACUACGACAUCUUGGGUGUGAAGCCCGGGUCCCUCCCUCAGGAGAUCAAGAAAGCCUACUACAAGGCUGCUUUGCAGGUUCACCCCGAUAAGAAUCCUGGAGAUCAGGAGGCGCAGCAGCGUUUCCAGCAGCUGGCAGAUGCCUAUCGCAUCCUCAGCGAUCCGGAGCUGCGUGAGCGCUACGAUCAGCUGGGUCGCAAGGUCGAGGAGGGCGUCAUCGAUGCGCCCUGUGUGGAUCCGCUGCUCUUCUUUGGCAUCCUCUUUGGCUCGGAACAGUGCGAAAGAUAUAUUGGCAAACUUUACCUGGCGAUGCAAACAAACCAGGUGGCCAAAGAACUUCAACGCGGGCCCUCCGAAAAGGUCAGCCAUGCCACGAGGGAGAAGAAACAGUCGAGGAACGAGAAGCAGCUGCAGCAGCGGCAGUUCCUGCGCGAAGUGCGCUGCGCACUGCACUUGCGGAGUCUCCUGGAUCAGUGGGCUGUUCGCCGAGAUGCCAUUGACUUCACCAAGAGUAUCUCACACGAGGCCAGCCUCCUGGCACGCUGCAGUUUCGGGUCCAGGUUGCUGAGUGCCAUUGGCCAAGCGUAUCAGAGCAGCGCAGAAGAGUUCAUGUCAGGAUUGUAUGGACCUCUGACCCUGGAAGCUCAACUGACUCGCUUGAGCUCCAGCUUCCAGGACACGCACAUGAAAACUGCCGUGGGCCUGAGCCUGGCCAAAGCGGCCUAUGCGGCCAACGCGGUCUGCGCUGAAGCGGCUGAAGCGGUGGCCGCUGCCAGCACAGAGUGGCACGCGUCAGGGGAUGGCGUUUCUGAGUCAGAUUCCGCAGCGAAGAGUGUUCCCGCACAAAGAGGUGGCUGCUUCAACGACAGCUUGGAGGGCAAACUCCCAGUUUUCCUACAGACGCUUUGGGAUGUUUGCCUAUUGGACAUCACCUCGACCCUGAAGAAUGUCAGUGGCAAGGUGCUGAAGGAUGUGAGCGUCCCCUGGCAGCUGCGACUGCGCCGGUGCCAGGCGCUGCUGCACGUGGCGCGCAGCUUCCAGGCGCAUGGCGCCUGCGAGGAUCGGAAGGAGCCAGAGAAGGAGAAAGAGAAAAGAAAGGAGGAAGGCAGCACGGGACGAAGCAUCCUGUGCGACUACGUGACCGCAUCAGACCCCUACUACAGGUGGUGGGUGAGUACGGAUGAAGGAGUCGGGACCACCGUAGACGGCCUCUACCAUCUUUGUAGCGGAGACCCCACCAAGUGCACAGGAGGAGGCAAAGAUGAGAGAGUGGUGCACCUGGGCAAGUGGAGGACUUGGACUGAGGAGGGCCCCUUGAGCAUUGCAAAAGAGGACAAGAAAAAGGGCGCCCGCCCGCGAGGCGGAGAUGACGACAAAGAAAAGGAGCGUAAGAAGGCUAGGAUGGCCCGCCUCCAGCAGGAGCUUGACGCCCUCCGAGUCGAGGUGAUGGGUAGCGAGGACGAGGCAGCAAAGCCCAAGAAGAAGAAAAAGGAAGAACGAAAAGGGCGCCCAGCCGCCCCUGGAGGAGGUCGUUCGCCCAGGGAUGUCUUUAAAGGGGCCGAGGUCAAGGGCCACAUGAAACCUGAUAGGAAGGGCGAUGAACCCGAGUCCUCCUCUUACGGUUCAGAAGAUGAGGAGUCGGACUUCGAGGAGCCUCUGACAAAGAGAGAGAAAGAAAAAGAGCGCGCCAUCAAGAAGAAGGCUGCGGCCGUUGCCGAACAAAAGAAGGCUAAGAAGGACAAGCAGAAGAGAAAGACUGGGCGUGACAAGGAGGGGAAGCGCGACAAGAAGCCUGUUAGAAGGGCAAAAGAUCGUGGACCCUUCGGUGUAGCCCCAUCAGAGGAGUGGGAGGAAAGGAAAGUCAGAAAAGACGAUGAGUCCCACGAGUCAGGUAGUUCCAGUGAUGACUCGUCUUUUCAGAAGGCCCCCUCGUCGAGAUCUCACCACCUGAAACUGGUGAGGUACGCGAAGCGGUACCCAGGGAGGUUAGCGGCCCGGUUGCUGAAGCGCAUGGAGAGCGCGACCGGGUUCGGGGGUGGGGCCGAAACAAAACCGCGUCAGACCGGGAAGCCACUCCAGCCGGUGGCACACAUGUACUACCUGGCCAUCAUGACACCUCACAUGAGAGAUCGGUGGACUCAACGAACCCAACGCGAGUUGAAGGUGGCCACCACCCUGCUCGAUCUCAUGGUGAGCGGGCAGGGAGAAGGCUCGCCGAGGGCCGAGCUGGGCCGAAGGCGAUCCGUGGAAGAAAGGCCGGGGCAAAGGCCAGUUUGGCCAAGACCCGAGGAGGAAGGGCCAGGACGGCGCGAAAGGAAAAGGGAAGAAGGGGAACCCAGCCGACCAGGGGACCCCCAAGAAGGGCGAAGGAGCGCCAUAGUCGGAGAUCCGCGGCCGGGAAGUCUCGCUCCACCCGAGCCGGAGAAACCCCCGCGCUCUAGCAAAGGAGACAAGGAGCAAGAGGGCCACGAUGGGCUACGGAUAUCAUCUGAAGAAGCCGCGCCCGGGGUUUUCCCGGAGGAAGGAGGCGAAGGCGCCCCAUCCCGAAAAAGGCAGAGGCACGACAACAGAAGGGACUUUGAGAAGCACAUCCUCAAGGAGUUGCUUCAAGGAGGGAUCCCUAUAAAGAAGGUAGGAAAGAAGAUCUUGGAAGCUUUGGGGCUCUUGCGGACGAGAUUUGGGAAGCUUGAGGAAGCGUUGGAUGAAGGUGCAAUCGACGCGACCAAGGCGCCGGGGCCGGCUGCCCCAGACCUGCUUCCCAUCUCGGUGGCCGCCGUCCGGGAGGCGAUAUGGCUCUCUGACAGUGAAAUUCGGGACUGGAUGGCGUUGGCCUGCCUGUGCCUUAAUUUCUGGUACUGCACAGGGUGGGAUCGACCCACGCACACCGCACACCCGAGAGUUCUGACCGGUGGUCAGAAAGACUUUCUUGUGACGCACCUGCAGCCGGCAAUCGAGCGCAUGGUUGAAGGUGAUCCAGUGUUGCCCUCGUACGAGGAGUUGGAAAGCGCCCUGUCAGCAAAGGGGCAAGACUAUGCCGGGAACUCUUGGGUGGUGAUGGAGCAAUUGGAAGCUGAGAAAGUAGCCCGGUGCUGGCCGGAGAAGGGGCGCGCAGCGGUUCAACCGUUGGUGAAGUUCCUCAAAGGAGAUACAAAGGAGCAGGUGGAAGCACCGUGGAAAACAAUCCUUCCCUUCAGCGAAUGGCCCGAUGACAUCCCGAAAUCUUAUGUUAGGGCCACCACUGAAGAAUGGGAGAAGAUUGUCACAGAAGGGUUCGCUCGAGGACUCUUCCAGGCUUGCCCAGAUGAAGAGGACCUAGAGUCCGCCUUCAACCUUUUCGAAAUGCCAUUGGGUUGGAGAGGUUUGUUUUGUUACGAGAAGAAGGUCCGAGGAGAUCUAUUGGGUUUGCAAAGCCAGGACGAGGUGUUUGUGUCUUUGAAGACCGUCCCUAUGGGAUGGAUAUCGGCGGUGGGCGUGGUGCAAGCAGCCAUUCGCCACCUGGCCUUUGACAUAGCAAAGCUGCCCCUCGAUGGAGAGCUCCAAAAAGAGCAACCCAUACCCGAGGGUGACAAGUUCCUCCUCUACCUGGACUCGGUAGACCAGUUGAGGAUUGUGGACAAGACCUGCUUAGCAAUCCUGGAGGGGUCGCCGUCUGUCGACCACGAACGGUUUGAGGAGGCGUGCAUAAAAAUGGGGCUUCCCAGAAAUCAAGGGACGGCUUUGGCAGGCGCCCUUCGCGGAACUAUCCAAGGAGGAGAGCUCAGAGGCGAUGAGGGAGUGUACAUGUUGCAGCCGAAGAAGCUGCAUCAGAAUGUGGGCUUUUGCUUAACCUUGCUGGCUACCCAAGGGUGGAACCAGAGGAAGACCUCAGGAAUAAUCGGGCGCCUCAUCUUUGCGGCGGCCUUUCGCAGGCCGUUGUUGGCCUGCCUGGCCGAAAUCUUUCAUCAUUUUGCAGACUCAACAGAGCGUACACCAUCAGAUCAAGUGUAUGAUGAGGUGCUCGGCUUUUUGGGCCUCCUGCCCUUUGCCUACACCAACCUGCGGGCCCCAGUCAGCCCAAUGCUUCACGCGACAGAUGCUUCGCCGAGCGGAGCCGGGAGUUGCGUGGCCAAGCAACUGAAGAGGGAGCCAGGGACAGCUAGCUCAGCAGACCUUCUCUGUGCUCGCUGUAGACGCAAUAUCACCGAGCUAAUGGCAGUGGCGGAGGAGAUUGACUGCCCAAAGAAGUGCGGCAGCCACUUUUGCAGCCUGGAGUGUUAUUUGGAACACAGAGACGCGUGUCCGUUAUGGAGGCUGGGGGUCCCAUGUUUUAGUGAAAGAUGGAGUGGUCCGGAAGCACCGCUCACCAAAGCAAUGCUGAAGCGGGGCUUCGACGUAGUGGCGCCCUUUGAUGUGAAGAGGGAUCGCUCCAUGGAUUACUUUACAGAUGAGGGAAAGCAGGUGUGGAGUGACCUGGAACAGGAGGAUCCCGACUAUGAACAUCAUGCCCCGGACUGUAAGACGUUCUCGCGGGCUAGAGGGUGCCCUUUUUACAUUGAUGGCCAGCGCCAUGAUGGGCCACCUGCCCUCAGGGAUGAGAGGAACGUGAUGGGAUUCCCAAAUCUGCGAGGUGAAAAUGCCGUCAAGGUGCGGCAAGGGAACAAAAUGGUGAUGGCUUCUGUGAGGAGAUGUGAGGAGCUGUAUGACCAGGGAAAGUAUUUCAGUUUUGAGCAUCCCUACAGAAGCCUAGUCUGGUACCUCAGGCGGCUCAAAGACCUGGCCAACCGCCCCAAUGUGCGCAUGGCUGUGUUCAGCAAUUGUUGCCACGGGGGAACCCGUGAGAAAUGGACAGCGGUGCUGACCAACAACCGCAGUAUCUUCGAAUGUUUGGAUCAAAGAGACUGCCCACAUGGUGCCGGUGAAAGCUAUCAGCCGUAUUGGGAAAACGGCAGGAUCGUGUAUCCAACAGAGGCCGAAGCACAGUAUCCAGCUGAGCUGUGCAGUCGCUAUGCUGAGGGGGCAGCCAUCAGCAUUGGCCUGGACCAACAUGUGGAGGCGGCACAUGCCGAAGCUCGCAGGGAGGUGAUUAUGCGUGAGCUGGCCGCCUAUCACCGAUGUGAGGACCUGGAACUUCGCCGCCGCAUGGCGUGUACCAUCUUAGCGAUCGAGAAGACCAUGAGACCGGGUCAGGAGCAGCAGCAUAUGAACUGGCUGCUCUCAAAAGGGCACUACAGGGGGUCGGAUGUCCGCCUGUUCUUGGAGCAUCAUGGUGCCAAGCACUUGGUGCCCUACCCAGCGCUGCGCUGGUUGUGGCGCGAGACCCUUUCCUUCAAAUGGAAACGGGAGGCCCAUAUCAAUGUGCUCGAAGCACAGGCUCUUUUAGCCCAUGUGCGGCGAAUGUUGCGUGAUCCCUCCAUCCGCAGCUGCCGCAUGAUGGUGGUAGUGGACAGUCAAGUCCUUUAUUACGCCCUUGGAAAAGGGCGUUCCGCUUCCUCCCAACUGAACCGCAUCCUCAGGCGCCUCAUGGCGAUGGAGCUUGCCGCAGACAUCGCACUUUACAGGCAAGCGUUAAGACGGUUCUUUAAAUGGUUGGAAGCAGAGGAAGAGCAAACACCCGCCACCUAUAGUGCGCUGGAUCGCCUGCUCAGUCACUAUUUGGAGCAUAUGUGGUUGGACGACGAGCCAAUCAUGUAUGCUGGACACCUCUUGAGUGCCCUAUGGCGGUUUUUGCCGGAAUCGCGCUGGUGCAUCCCGAGAGCCAAGCAGUAUUUUGCCAACUGGCAAACUACCCAUGUUUCACAUCCAGCAGCUCCUUUGCCCGCUAUGGCGGUGUUGGGAAUGGCAGGUUUGGCGAUGUCCACUAAGCAGCCCAAAGUGGCUGCCAUCCUGCUGCUGGGCUACCUCGCCUUUUUGCGUACAGGGGAGAUGGUCCAGCUGUCCACUGCCAAGAUCACCGUGGAUUACCCACGCGGUCGGAUUCUGAUUGCUCUGCCCGGAACAAAAACCUCGCGCGGGAGGGAGGAAACCGUGUGUGUGGUUGAUGAUCGGGUAGCAGCUUUAGUAAAUUCUUUAUGUCAGGAUCCGUCUUGUACCUCUUUGUGGCACGGAACUGCCUCAAGUUUCAGGGCUUCGUUAGCUGAAUUUUUCACCUUCUUUUCACUGCAGGAAUUCAAUUUUACGGCUUAUAGUUUUCGCCGUGGGGGGGCUUCACACGCCUUUGCCACGGGGGUUACUUUCGAUGAACUGUUGGUAAAGGGCCGUUGGCAGAAUGCACGCACUGCACGUUUGUAUCUGGAUACAGGUAGAGCGGCCUUAAUUCAAACUCGUUUUACCCCCCCGGCUGCCCACCUCUUAGCACGCUACGCAACCAAGUUGCGCGUUUUUUGCGAUCAACUGCGUUAG
Cladocopium goreaui is the source of this 7875-nucleotide messenger RNA. The record is from the annotation of a GenBank genome assembly. NCBI's taxonomy places the organism in Eukaryota, Dinophyceae, Suessiales, Symbiodiniaceae.